UUUUUUAUUUAUUUAUUUUUUUAAAGAGAUGAGUUCCUCGAGUUAUCGUCACUUCCUCUAUUCUAAUUUCUAAGCUAACAACAAUGGAAUCUUCCGUAAAACCCUCGGUGGGCCCACUCCCCAACCCGCUCCUUUCCCUUUCCAGUUUCAUCCGCGGUCUUGGCACUCAACUCACCAAUCGACUCGACGACACCAGGCGGCUCGCCGCCGCUACUUUCCCCGCCUUUCUGCAACCGACGCCGCCGAUAUUGUUGCCUUUUGCCUCCGUAUCGCAGCGCCAGGGCAAGCCGACUGCCACCGCGUCUGAAGCUUCCCUUAGCAUGGAACAUGUCGCGAGGAGGCUCAUCGGAACUUCAGUGUACACCGUGAGCAACACUAAUAAUGAGUUCGUGCUGGUAUCUGAUCCCGAUGGGGUUAAGUCUAUUGGUCUGCUUUGUUUCCGCAAAGAAGAUGCCGAAAAUUUUCUUGCUCAGGUGAGGUUAAGAAAAGGAGAGCUUAGAGGUGGUGCCAAAGUGGUGCCAAUAACUCUUGACCAGGUUUACAUGUUGAAAGUUGAAGGCAUAGCAUUUCGCUUUUUACCUGAUCCAGUUCAAAUAAAGAAUGCAUUGGAGAUACGAGCAUCAGAUACUAUGAAUGGAUUUGAUGGAGUUCCUAUUUUUCAGGAAGAUAUAGAGAAAGCACUUGCAGCUGUGUCAAGGGUUUCAAGGGGACCUGAUGUUUCUCAACACAUUAUGGUAUUACAGUUUCUCGUUCACGAUCCGUCUCGCUUUAACUUGCUAGCUGCUGCCUAUGAUACUGUUCUUUCGGUCGGAAGUCUGGAGGAUGUUCUCAAGAAAAUGGAGAUAAGUGAAAAGAACUCGGGCUGGGAAGACUUGAUUUUUGUUCCACCCGGUAAAAGCCAUUCUCAACACAUUCAAGAGGUCGAGAAUGUAUAAAAUUUUGAAUGUAGAAGACCUCCUUUUGUUAUGAAAUGUCAAGUAUGGGAAGUACGUGUAUGCUUGUUCCCAUUGCCCAUCUUUAUGUACUCCUUCGUGAUUGUUCAUUUGCAUGAUCAUCAUUAGAAAUUUUCAGCACAUUUUAAGAAAAUUGUUGACUAGGUUAGGGAGAGAUUCACCUUCAAUGUUCUACUAGCUUAGAGAUUCACUUUCAAUGUGCAAGAAGAGAAACGAGAUCCUAUUUCAUGGGGACACUAGGUUAGAGCUUGCUUCUAUAUUGAUCAUAUGAAUUAAUUUUAAUCUAUAUAUGAUGGUAUCAUGAGAUUUUCGUGCGAUCAAUUUAAUUGUUAUGACAAGUAUUCAGACCUUGAAUUUUUUUUAGUAGGGUGGAAUGCACCUGAUGGAUUUUCCAAAUGGUGGAUAAUACUCUCGUGGGAUUAAAACCUCGAUGUUUGUUUAUACAAACUAGUACAGUGCGAUACACGAGUAUUUAUUACCUAUUUAUUUUUUGAAAGGUAUUUUUGUAUUUAAAUUAUCGCAUGCCAUUAAAAAUUUCAUAGAAAUAAAAUUUAUAUGUUAUUACACACUUCCUUAUGUACAACGUUAU
Molecule: messenger RNA, 1542 nt
Organism: Striga asiatica
Lineage: Eukaryota; Viridiplantae; Streptophyta; Magnoliopsida; Lamiales; Orobanchaceae
Source: the annotation of a GenBank genome assembly